Messenger RNA from Trematomus bernacchii (emerald rockcod), 7689 nucleotides. It is a transcript of the gene erc2, whose product is annotated as ELKS/RAB6-interacting/CAST family member 2. Lineage: Eukaryota; Metazoa; Chordata; Actinopteri; Perciformes; Nototheniidae. The transcript is spliced from 21 exons. The record is from RefSeq and is a predicted model, not a curated record. Gene Ontology annotation, biological process: maintenance of presynaptic active zone structure; regulation of synaptic plasticity; neuromuscular synaptic transmission. Gene Ontology annotation, cellular component: cytoskeleton of presynaptic active zone. Bases 333 to 3785 code for a protein of 1150 amino acids. Gene Ontology annotation, molecular function: structural constituent of presynaptic active zone.
AUUGAGAGCAGGCCGCUCCCGCAUCUCCUCCGCCCAUCCCCUGCUGCCAGCUGCCUCUGUGAUGCUGCUCCUGUGUGUAGAGGAGGAGAGAGCCGCUGCCCAAUGACAGCGCAGGAUGCUCAGAGGCUGCUCCGGUGAAUGGAGGCGUCAAGAUGCCAUCUCAAGCGGUGAAGGAGAGGAAUUAACAUCGAGCAAGGUCUGACUUUGAAGUGUUCCACCCAUUAAGGCAUGACAUAAAGUCACUCAUGUAUGCUUCAGAGGGUCAGAGCAGUCUCACUUCAGCACGCUCCCGUUAAGGACCCUCUGGCGGCCACACCGCCGAUUCACAGGACAUGUACGGCAGUGCCAGAGCUGUAGGCCAUAUAGAGAGCAGCCCCGCACGGUCCCCGCGCCUGCCAAGGUCCCCCAGACUGGGCCAUCGGAGGGCCAACAGCGGGGGCGGGGGUGGUGCGGGGGGAAAGACGCUCUCCAUGGAGAACAUCCAGUCACUCAAUGCUGCCUAUGCUACUUCGGGGCCCAUGUACCUGAGCGACCACGAGGGCUUGGGCUCCACUGCCACCUACCCGAAAGGCACUAUGACUCUGGGACGCGCCACCAGCCGGGCCAUGUACGGGGGCCGCGUCACAGCAAUGGGCAGCAGUCCCAACAUCGCCUCAGUGGGGCUGCCCCACGGCGACCUGCUGUCUUACAGUGACCUGGGCUCCCUCUCCAUGCUGCAGCACCACCACCACCACCACCAGGGGAUGCCCUCCGCACUGCUGAGGCAGGCGGUGCGGAGCAGUGGGGGGGAGCUGCUGGAGUUUCAGGUCCAGCUCAGGGAUAUGCAGAGAGAGAAUGAGCUGCUGCGUCGGGAGCUUGACCUGAAAGACAGCAAACUUGGAUCAUCCACCAACAGCAUCAAAAGCUUCUGGAGUCCUGAGCUGAAGAAGGAGCGGAUAAUGAGGAAAGAAGAGGCCGCUCGCACAUCGAUCCUGAAAGAGCAGAUGAGAAUCACUCACGAAGAGAACCAGUCUCUCUUCCAGCACCUCCAGAUGACUAUCCAGGCUCUGCAGGAUGAGCUGCGCACACAGAGAGACUUGAACCACUUGCUUCAACAGGAGGGUGGGAACCGCUCAGACCAUUUCUCCAGCAUCGAGCUUACGGAGGAGAACUUCCGCCGUCUGCAGGCCGAACACGACAGGCAGGCCAAGGAGCUCUUCUUGCUGCGGAAGACCCUUGAGGAGAUGGAGCUGAGGAUCGAGACCCAGAAGCAGACGCUGGGUGCCAGGGACGAGUCCAUAAAGAAGCUGCUGGAGAUGCUGCAGAGCAAAGGGCUGCCACCGGGGCCCGGGAGGGUGUCCGAGGACGAGGAGCAGGAGAGAGCCAGGCGCAUUGCUGAGGCAGAGGCCCAGCUCGGACACCUGGAGGUUAUUCUGGAUCAAAAGGACAAGGAGAACAUCCAUCUACGAGAGGAACUGCACAGAAGAAAUCAGCUGCACCAGGAUCCAGGCAAAACCAAGGCCCUGCAGACCAUCAUAGAGAUGAAAGACACCAAAAUUGCCUCUCUGGAGCGCAACAUUCGAGACCUGGAGGAUGAGAUCCAAAUGCUGAAGGCGAACGGCUUGCUGAACACAGAGGACAGAGAGGAGGAGAUCAAACAGAUGGAGGUCUACAAAAACCACUCCAAGUUCAUGAAGACCAAGAUUGACCAGCUGAAGCAGGAGUUGUCAAAGAAGGAGUCGGAGCUGCUGGCCUUGCAGACAAAACUAGAGACUCUCAACAACCAGAACUCAGACUGCAAACAGCAUAUCGAGGUGCUCAAAGAGUCUCUCACUGCCAAGGAGCAACGUGCUGCCAUCCUUCAAACAGAGGUAGAUGCUCUGCGUCUGCGUUUGGAGGAGAAAGAGUCCUUCCUGAACAAGAAAACCAAGCAGCUGCAGGACUUGACGGAGGAGAAGGGCACUCUCGCCGGAGAAAUCAGGGAUAUGAAGGACAUGCUGGAGGUCAAAGAAAGGAAGAUCAAUGUCCUGCAGAAAAAGAUUGAGAAUCUGCAGGAGCAGCUGCGAGACAAAGACAAGCAGCUGGGGAAUCUGAAGGACCGGGUCAAGUCUCUGCAGACCGACUCCAGUAACACAGACACUGCCCUGGCGACCCUGGAGGAGGCUCUGUCAGAGAAGGAGAGGAUUAUAGAGCGUUUAAAGGACCAAAGGGAGAGGGAAGACAGAGAACGUCUGGAUGAAGUGGAUUCCUACAGGAAGGAGAACAAGGAUCUGAAGGAGAAGGUCAACGGCCUUCAGAUAGAACUAACAGAGAAAGAGUCCAGCCUCAUCGAUCUGAAGGAUCAUGCUUCGUCUUUGGCCUCCUCUAGCCUCAAGAAGGAAUCAAAGCUAAAAACACUGGAGAUCGCCAUCGAGCAGAAAAAAGAGGAGUGUAGUAAGUUGGAGACGCAGUUGCAGAAGCAAGCUGAGCAGCUAUUCAGUCACAUGAAAAAUCCUAAGGCCCAUGAGGUGGAUCAUCAGACCGGCCCCAGAGGGAACCCGGAGUACGUGGACCGAGUGAAGCUGCUGGAGAAGGAGGUGAAUUACUACAAGGACGAGGCGAACAAGUCUCAGACGGAGGUGGAGAGGCUCCUGGACAUCCUGCGAGAGGUGGAGACUGAAAAGAAUGACAAGGACAAGAAAAUCACUGAGCUGGAAAGUCUAACUCCAAGACAAGGUGGCAAAGACCAGACCAAGAAGGGUCCAAAUGUCAAACUGGGACCACAAGGGGACAAGAAGGGCUUAGUACAAGACCCUCGUAAGGAUGGCUCCAUGGACCACUUAAAGUUGGAGGAGCUGAUGAACACGCUGGAAAGGACGAGGCAGGAGCUGGAUUCCACAAAGCAGCGUCUCUCGUCCACACAGCAGUCCCUGCAGGAGCGGGACGGCAACCUCACCAACAUGAGACAGGAGCGCAGGAAACAGCUGGAGGAGAUCCUGGAGAUGAAGCAACAGGCUCUGCUUGCAGCCAUCAGUGAGAAAGAUGCUAAUAUUGCACUGCUGGAGCUGUCGACCUCCAAUAAAAAGAAGACCCAGGAUGAGGUGCUGUCCCUCAAGAGGGAGCGGGACAAACUGAUGCACCAGCUCAAGCAACACACACAAAGCCGGAUGAAGCUGAUCGCCGACAACUACGAAGACGAACAAUAUCAUCCCCACGCUCCUCACCACCCCCAGCCUCAGCCUCCGCACGCUCAGCCUCCGCACGCUCAGCCUCAGCCUCAGCCCCAGCCCCAGCCUCAGUACCCCCACGCUCCCCACGCUCCCCAUGCUCCGCACGCUCCCCACCCUCCUCACGCUCCUCACGCUCCUCACGCCCAGCAGACUCCAUAUCCCAACACCAUGCAUCCGCAACACCCGCAGGCCCCCCAACAGCACCCACACCCACAGCAGGCACAACCCCAAUACCCUCACCCCCAGCAGCACCCCCAGCAGCACCCCAAUCAGCACCCCCAGCAUCCUCAGCACCAACAGCACCCACGACCCCCACAGCCCCAACACCCUCACCAACAGCACCCUCAGCAUCCUCCCCAGCACCCACACGGACAUCCUCCUCCCCAGCACCCUCACCCGCAGCACCCACACGGCCCUCCCCAACAAGGACCCCACCCCCAACAUCCACAUCCCCAGCACCCCCAGCACCCGCAUCACGGCCAACAUCCACGUCACCCAUCGCCCCAUCAUCGUGGAGGGCCGGCCCGAGGACCCCCACAUGCUGGUCACCGCCCUGCCCAGGACCAGCAGGAUGACGACGAGGGCAUUUGGGCAUAAUCCUUGCUGUGACAACCAAAGCGCUAAUAUUGUUUUGAGGGAUGAUUCAGUCACUACUGGAGUAGCAGCCACGCCACGAUGUUGAAACACUACCCGACCAAACAUGUAUUACCUUCACUCAGUCGACGCUCAGCAAUGGGACUUUUGUUUAUUUUCUCUGGGGACGAGGAGGGGGCACUCAGGUGUGCAGGUCAGGCGGGGAGACUGACAGCUGAUCAGGUGACCUGGGACCUCUUCUCUGUGUGAAACAGGAGCAGCCGUCCUCUUCUUCCUCUGUACAGAAACACAGACGCAGGACUACAUUAAAAUGAUGUUGAUGCCCACAGAGACAGAUGUGGCCUGUCAGAUUCUUGCUUGGACAUGGCAUGUGAUCAAGAUGGCAGCCCUGCGUCUCACAGAGGUCACCUCACCUGUCUGUCACCUGCUGAUCACUACACCUCUUCAGGCCAACAACGCCCUCUCCAUCCACCCAGCAGAGAUCUCAUGACUGCCUGCCAGCCCAGUAUUUGUUCCUCAUCCUCCUCCCUGCGAUGGAUCAAGAUCCUGGUCUUCUUGCUGUCUGUUUCUCCUGCCCACUGAUCCCUCUGGCUGGCUUCCCCUACCUGACUCUGUCCUGGUUUCUUGAUCCUCACUGCCCUGCUGACCCACCUGGUGACAUCUGACCCCUCGACCUGGCUGUCAUCACCCUCAUGACUCAUGACUAUUCUGUAGUUUUAAUCAUUUGAUUGUGUCGAUGAGCUAAUUUACCCUUUGUGGCACACAGUGACCUCUUUUUUACCUUUAUACAUGCCAACACACAACACAUCUGUUUAGAGGCACUUGCUUUUUCCACACACCAGAUUAGAUCGUUUUCUGUUUUAAUUUCUUGUUGGUAAAAGGGAGAGCUUAAAGCUUGCUGAUAGUACGCCUUAAGCCUUGCCUGCAGUGGUGGGGUUCUCUUGGCUACUGAAGCAGGGCCUUCCAGCUCAUGGGCUUGUUAUAGCCUCAAGGCUGUGGGUGCUAUCAAUGUUUCUCUUCAUCUUACCUCAUUUUAAUCAAAAGUAGUCAACAAAAUAAUCAAUCUAUGCAGAAGUCAAUGUAGAGUGAAUGCAUUUUUAUUCCCACAUCCUUGCUCAAAUUUAUCACCAAAAGUGUAAUCAACCAUCCAAUCAGAGCGGCCAAGAGAGGGUUAAAAAAAUAAUCAUAAGUCAUUUUACCUUUCCUUUCUGAUACUAUGCACCUAUGCACCUCCUCCGUGUUGCAGGAAUUUUUACUAAUGGUGCUUCUGCUGGUGCUCAAACUAAAUGGUGUCAGAAGACCUGGUCAAGAGCAUCUUGUAGUCCUUUUACAGUAGAGGGACUUGAUCCCAAAACGGGCUUCACAAACAACUGUAAGACUGCUUUGUACAUACGUCUUGACCUUAUGAACAACAAUUACUUCAAGACCCACACAGAGGUGAUGGUAUGAAGAGUGCUACUAUAAAUACAGUAUAGACUAUAAGGUGGAGGUUCAAUCGAUGUUUUCCCUGCAGGUCUGUCUGUACCAUUGACACCCCAUCUCUGACUACAGUAUGGUCCUGCUCCCCUCUCCGGUGUGACCACCCCCAAACAUAGUGACCUGUUUUCUCCUUCUCAACAAGGUGGCCUGUGCCUCGUAAAAACUGUACACAUAUAUGAUAGAUAUUCAUAUAUAUUAUACAUAUAGAGAGAAAUCUAUAGUGUGUCUAUACGUGGUCAGAAAAUCGUUUCAAACUGACAAGAUAUAUAUGUUUUUUUCUUCAUGGUUAUUUUUCUAACUGGCUGGAGGUCAGUGAGAUGUCUUAUUUAGAGUGUUGAGUGGUGUGAUUUUCCUCUGAUUUGUACAUUGUGAGAAAACCCUUCAGCAACAAGAAACAUUCCCUGUCUGAAAACAGGACAGCCCAAAAAGAAAAAAAUAUAAGAGCUUUAGAGCAGUUUGAGGAAUAGAAGUAUAUCCAAAUCUAUUUAGAAGUGUAUAAAAUAUGACAUUAUUACAUUCCUUCCUUAUGAAAACAUUUAGUUGAACAUCACUUGACUUGUGGUGACAACUUCGAACAAAAAAAAAGACUGAAUUUUGCAGCUCACAUCAGUAGCAAUGAGAUUAUGGCUGCUGGACUAAAGCAGUCAGAAACUUGCACUUGUGAGUGAUGACUAUCACGUUUAACAUCCAAGUAGAGGUUCGAGUGACUCUGUCGGGAUGCAUUUCUUUCGCGUGUUUGUCGUCGUUGUCGUCUUGUAAACAGAAGUGGUGACAUACGUGACUGUGACAGCUGAUCAAGUAGAAAAAACAACUCGCAUUAUAUAGUGAAAAUUGAAUUAGACUGUUACAAUCCCCUACUUCCUCUCCCUCCCCUCAUGGUGCCUGUGUCUCCUUUAUAUGGCCAAGUGUUGAUUGUUGUAUGUAAAUGUCUUUCCAUCUACCCAUCUUCCAAAAAUGAUGUGUCCGCUUCACCUAUGAACCUACACACAUCCUGUCACUGACCAAGAAUCCAUUGAUGUGUGAAACUUUCGUGGUUGUGUUUACAAAUGUUAAAAGAAAGGUCCUGAUUUGGAAUUUUCUUUUUAUGGGAAGACAAUGCAAACAGACAGAGGAGCAAAAAUCCUCUCAAUUCACCAUCGGGAGGCGGAGUGCAUUUCCCCGACUUUCAGGUCCUUAUCUUUUGAAUACUUGAAGUAGGGGGUUCUCCUACCAUCAAAUACCAUACUGUAUAUGAUUUACAUGGUAGAACACAUGAAACAUUUGAAUUGUGCCCAUGCAUGCUGAAUUUUACAUAACGUGCCAACUGGAAGCGACGACGUAAGGAUAAUCUCCUGUUCUCUAUGCAGAGCGAUUUCUCAACUGUUGUGUCAAAUAAAAAAAAUGGUAGGAGACACAGAGGCUUAGAGGCUGGGGCUUGUUCCCUGGGCUUGAACGAAAGACUAAUCCUGGGUGUGAAAGACUAACAUCGCACUCAGUGUGAGGUGGAGUCAAGAAGUCAAGUCUGUGGCUGGAGGCAGCCGUGUAGAAAAAGACUUGAAAGGCCUGUAGGUUCACCAGUUAUUUUCAAAAGGCCUUUGAGAAAAAAAGUAUGAAAAGCCUAACAUUUUCACUUUAUCGUUGUAUACAGGUUGUUUUUCUUUAACUGUAUGUUGCUGAAAACUUUGGAUUAAACAAAUCACUGUGACCAAUGCCAGAAACAUUUUUUUGUUUUGACAGAACAAAAAUUGUUUACAUUUUUAUUCUUCAUUUUUUGUAUUUAAGUUAACUUUAUUUUUUCUAUGGUUUAAGCUUAUAAAAUAUGCCAGUUUGAGACUGUACUAUUUGUAUGAGUAAAUGUUUUGAGCUGUACAGUAAAGAUCUAGGAACACGUUAAAUGUGAGUGUCCAGCAUGCUGAAUGAUUACUUGUGUGAACGUGAGCUAGCCUCCCAUGAUGCAUCAUUCCUCAUUCAUUACUUGCAUCUGCAUCGUGCAUUGUGACGGUGUGAUGUUGUGUUUGAGAGUGAUGUGUGUCUCACUUACUGUGUCCCCUUAGUAGACAGCCUGUGCAGUUUUGUGAGAGUGCAGCAUGUUUUUGGGGUUGCUUGUGUAAAUGUAUUCAGAAAAGAGAAAGGAGUGAUAGUAAGUGUGAGUGCACAUAGCUGCUUUUAUGGGUGUGGGUAUGGUGGGUGUGUGUGUCAUGAAUGCAUAAGAGAACAAUCUAUUUAAAAAACUUUAUCAGAGGAAGUCCCUAGAGAAAAAAGAGAGACUGAGUCAAAGUUUUGAAUGAAGCAUGGAUACUCUGUGAUGUUUUCUGUUUUUGUUUUUUUAACCCUCUGAGGCUAUCCUCAGCUCCCCAGUUUGCUAUUGUAUGUGAUGUAACAGAAUACUACUAUUGAGUGUUGGCCAGCUUGUUUAUAUCCAUCAAAUAAAGGUGACUUUCUUUCUGUC